AUGUAUCUCCGAGCGAUCCACGCCGAAUCCCACAUUCCCACCCUCCGUCAGUUUAUUAGGGAUAACCCUCUCGGAACCCUUACCACUGCAAUCGCGUCCACGGAGUAUCCGCUUCUGCAAGCAAGCCAUAUCCCAUGGGUUCUCGAUGUGGCAGAUAAUUCAAGCGAGUGCGAACUCGGUGUUCUGCGAGGGCAUAUCGCCCGGCAGAACCCUCAAGCGAAAGCCUUGAUCGAGUCGGCUACUUCUAUGAUCCCCGAGGGGAAAGAGGGUGGAGUACAGCUUGAAAAUGAAGUUCUAGUAUUAUUCACUGGAACUUUCCAUCACUAUGUGACGCCAAAAUUCUACACGGACACGAAGCCCGCGACAGGCAAAGUGGUGCCGACGUGGAACUAUUCUGCCGUGCAAGCAUACGGAAAAGCAACAGUAUACUUUGAUCGUGGUGUCGAAUCUACGGAGUAUCUAUCUCGCCAGAUUAGCGAUCUCUCCCAGCAUGCCGAAUCCUCGCUCAUGGGAUAUACUGGAGGCGACGAGAAGCCAAGUCCCUGGAAAGUGUCCGACGCCCCCGCCCGUUACAUCGAAAUUAUGCAGAAGAAUAUCAUCGGCAUUAGGGUUGACAUCACCCGCCUUGGUGGGAAGUUUAAGAUGAGCCAGGAAAUGGGCGAGAAGGAUCGCGAGGGAGUCAUUGAAGGAUUCCGGAGCCUAGGAACGGAGGCUGGUACGGAGAUUGCCAACAUAGUGGCCGAGAGACAGGACUUUAUGAAAGCCAAAUAG
Messenger RNA from Aspergillus luchuensis, 771 nucleotides. RefSeq names its product FMN-binding negative transcriptional regulator. NCBI's taxonomy places the organism in Eukaryota, Fungi, Ascomycota, Eurotiomycetes, Eurotiales, Aspergillaceae. The transcript has a single exon. Bases 1 to 771 code for a protein of 256 amino acids. The record is from RefSeq and is a predicted model, not a curated record.